ACAACGCCCACGAAGCGCAUCAGCCGUUUGGAAACAACGAAACGGUCGGCCCAAGCGUUUUCUCUGGCAGGGUGCUUUGUGCUCUGUGCGACAGCCCGUACGUGCCGGACGAGCAGCAGCAGUUCGACAUGCUUGCAUGCAUCGCAUCUGUGUCGACCAUGCACCGUCUAUUUUUUCCACACUCCAACCCAGCUGGUCGGCCUAGGACGAGAUCGGCUACGCUCUUGACUGUGCGGACAAUUGGCGACGACACCGGGUCCACCGCCCGCCGCCUGCGCUUCUCCACCAGGUUAGCCGGCACAAUCUGGCGGAGGCGCCAUUGGCAAAUCACACACGCCGGUCAUCCUGCAACACCAAAGCAUGUGGCGCUCUGAUGCACGAUUCCCCAAAUACCACCGACUGUCCUCCUUCGACAUCCUCGGAGCCCAAAACCCUAAGCUCUCUGCGACGAUAGCGCGUCUUCCCAUCAAGUGCAAGGGAAAGCCUGGCUCACGGCAUGCAGCUGACUUCCUCCUUGUAGCAACGAGGGCACGGCGGCCGUCUUCAUGAAAGCCGAUGCAGAUUCGUCCGUGCUCGGCUGAUGUGCCUUUGUGAUGGGGGGGAGAAAGAGGAUCUCGCCAGCCUUCAGCCGCCACUCAUAUACGCACGGUUGCCGGCGCUGUACCUUCCCCCAGACGCCGACAGAUUCUCUUCUCUUCUUCCUCCUUUGCGUUUGCUGCAUCUCUUGUCUUGGUUUCAGAGAUCUCGCUGUGCACGAUCGUUGGUGUGCGGCUUGUCUUUCGUUUCUCAAUCGCGUCCAGAGCAUAAUACUCUUUGUGCAGCUUAGCCUCAUCUAUCGCUUCCUCCCGUCGUUGUAAUCUCCAGAUCAUCUUUGCCGACCUUCAAUAUGCGCUUCACAUUCGCUGCCGCAGCUCUCCUUGCCACUCUCGUGAGCGCCCAAACUAUCGACCCCAACUCGGUGCCACUUGCUACGAGGGACCAGUGGUGCGUCAGCCAGCAGGCCUCUUGCCCUGAGCUGUGUGCCCAGCAGUCCCCUACUGGCAGCUUGUCCACCGCGUCAAACACCUGCGACCCUAAGACGCUCGACUACUCAUGCGUGUGCGCCAGCGGCCUGGCACCGAACGCCAGCGAGUACUCGCAAACGAUCCCGUACUUCAUCUGCACCGAGUACAACAAUCAGUGUGUCUCUGCUUGCGGCCAAGACAAUGCUUGUGCCAGUGCCUGCCGACAAGAUCACCCGUGCGGUGCUAAGGAUCCCACUCGUGUCAAUGUAACGUCCACCUCAGCUACCGCCAGUGCAACAAGCUCCACAGCAUCCUCCACUGGCCUCGAUACGUUUGGUGGCUCAGGCAGCAACUCGCACUCCAGCUCUGCCGUGAAGAUAGCCGCCUACAACAUCGCCUCAACCUACGGUUUUGCUGCCGUAGUGGGUGGUCUUUUCGUUGGCUUUGGCCUCAUGCUCUAGUUCUUCGCGAAUCUUCUUCCAUGCCACCAAUUAUACCACACAUUCUUUUAUAGCAAGCGUGGCGCAGUUCGGCUCGACGGGUUUAUCCAUGCAUGUGUCUGUCUUUGUUUUCAGAAUACACUUUCGCGUGUAUGACUAUUAAGAAAAAAGGCAUCGCUGUCUUGAAAAUGUAUUUGAGAAUCUGAAGCUAGAUUUGGACAGCAGUCGGCAUUUGAAAAGGGAUCGCAUCGCCAGGCGAAAGAUUGAAAAGUAUACUUUCUGGCAGAUAAAUUACUUGCCUAAUGUAAUACCCAUUCCUGAAA
This is a messenger RNA of Verruconis gallopava, 1767 nucleotides long. RefSeq lists its product as uncharacterized. The record is from RefSeq and is a predicted model, not a curated record. Bases 887 to 1465 code for a protein of 192 amino acids. The transcript is spliced from 3 exons. Lineage: Eukaryota; Fungi; Ascomycota; Dothideomycetes; Venturiales; Sympoventuriaceae.